AUGGGAGAGGAAAAAAAAGACAAGAAAGAGAAGAAGGAGAAGAAAGAGAAGAAAGAAAAAGAAAAAGAUGAGGAACCUGCAGCAGAAGAGAAAAAAGAGACAGCAAGCAGUGGUGGCGGUGGUGGUGGAGGCAAAAGAGCUCAAAGAGCUACAUCAAAUGUCUUUGGAAUGUUUCCACAGAAUCAAAUACAAGAAUUCAAAGAGGCAUUUACACUUAUUGAUCAAAAUCGUGAUGGAUUCAUUGACAUUGAAGAUUUGAAGGAUAUGUAUGCUUCACUAGGUCGUACACCAAGCGAUAAGGAAUUGAAGGAAAUGUUAGAAGAAUCACCAGGUCCAUUGAAUUUCACAAUGUUUAUUAAUUUGUUUGGUGAAAAAUUAAACGGAACUGACCCUGAAGAUGCACUACGUAAUGCUUUCGCUAUGUUCGAUCCAGGGAAUAAACGAUACUUAGAAGAAGAAUAUAUCAAAGAUCUUUUACAAAAUAUGGGUGAUAAUUUUAGUGCUGAAGAGAUAAGACAAACUUGGAAGGAAGCACCAAUUAAACAAGGCAAACUAGACUACGAUCAAUUUGUAACCCUCAUCAAGAGAGGUAAUCAGGAGGAUGGAUAA
Molecule: messenger RNA, 609 nt
Organism: Heterobilharzia americana
Lineage: Eukaryota; Metazoa; Platyhelminthes; Trematoda; Strigeidida; Schistosomatidae
Source: the annotation of a GenBank genome assembly